Molecule: messenger RNA, 762 nt
Organism: Penicillium samsonianum
Lineage: Eukaryota; Fungi; Ascomycota; Eurotiomycetes; Eurotiales; Aspergillaceae
Product: SDR family oxidoreductase
Exons: 4
Coding region: 1-762 (253 amino acids)
Source: RefSeq, a predicted model, not a curated record
AUGGCGUCCUAUCUAGUGACUGGCUCUUCUCGGGGGCUAGGAUUGGCGCUGAUUACCCGUCUAGCCACAUUGCCGAAAACCGAGGUGGGGCCAAUCAUCGCCACCGCGCGCCAGGACAAUUCUGCUCGAUUGAAGGAAAUUGAAAGUGCCUCACCAGGGCGAGUGCAUAUGGUUAAUCUAGAUGUCACCAAUGAAUCAAGUGUGAAAGAAGCUGUGGCGGCAGUAGAACGCCAGCUGCAAGGGAAAGGGCUUGACUAUUUGAUCAACAACGCGGGAGUGAGUGACUGGUCACCAACAGGACUGGAAGGAAUGGACAAUCUAAACGAGACAUUCAAUGUCAAUGUUACUGCUCCACAUAUUGUAUCGCGCGCUUUCCUGCCACUUCUGCGCAAAGGCGAGAAGAAAACAGUAAUCAACAUAUCGACCACUAUAGGCUCCAUAGCUAUGGCUGAUGCUUUUCGACCCAUAUUGUCACCGGCAUAUAAGAUCUCAAAGGCCGCAUUAAACAUGCUCACUGUGCAAUAUGCCCGGCAAUAUGCGGAUGAUGGCUUCACCUUUCUUACGAUCAGCCCUGGUUGGCUUCGCACCGAUCUUGGUAGCCAGCGAGCAGAUCUUCCGGUUGAGGUUGGUGCCGAGAAGAUUCUGGAUAUCAUACAAAAGGCAACGCCGGAGCAGAACGGAAGAUUUGUGAACAUACAUGUCCCUGGAUGGGAGACGCGAGAGGGUCCAAAUCAAUAUGAUGGCAAAGACAUUCCUUGGUGA